Molecule: messenger RNA, 1034 nt
Organism: Clupea harengus (Atlantic herring)
Lineage: Eukaryota; Metazoa; Chordata; Actinopteri; Clupeiformes; Clupeidae
Gene: gig2p
Product: grass carp reovirus (GCRV)-induced gene 2p
Cellular component (GO): cytoplasm
Molecular function (GO): NAD+ poly-ADP-ribosyltransferase activity
Source: RefSeq, a predicted model, not a curated record
CAUGAUCAUACUUAACUAGCUAGGGGGAAUUUUACAUAUCGUCAUUGAUGACAAUGGGGACAUAAAUUGACCAGACACAACAUUCAGUCAGCUGUCUAUAGUGAAAGCGAAACCUGAACGCAGAAGCACCAACUCCUCACAUCAUUCGCUGUUUAAUCAGUGAAGUGAAAUAAUGUCCACUGUCACUUUCUAUGGUUGGGAAGUGGAUUAUGAUGGGGACCACCAUCUAAAGGCUGAGCAAGAAGCUAAAUCUGGCAGACUCUACACCAUGUACCAUGGCACCACUGUACAAACUGCCCGUACCAUUAUUAAUAAUGGCUUCAAGCAGUCUCCAGACGGAAUGUUGGGCCCUGGUGUUUAUGUGAGCCGCGAUCAGAAAAAAGCAGAGCGCUACCCUUUAAAGUCCCCUGUCACUGACAAGGUGGUGUUGAAAUUGCAAGUUGAUAUUGGGAAGGUGAAACGCAUCGACACCGACAAUCACCCCAUGCAAAAGACCUGGCACACGCAGGGCUAUGACACUGCAUGGGUGCCCCCCAAUUGUGGAAUGAGAGCUGUACCAAGCGGCCUUGAGGAAGAUUGCAUUUGGGACCCAAAGCGGGUUGAGGUGGCGGAUAUUGCUCUUGCACCCAACACCACUCUUGUGGCUGAGCUUCGGCAGCUGAUAUCUCAGAGAAAGAGUCAGUCUACGAAGCCCUCCGUCCAAGGAGCCUGUAAUUUAUGCAAGAGGACAAAUGAUCCCACCCAUGUUGCGCAGCCAUGUUGGGGAUGUGGAGAGAAUAUUUGUACCUUCAUGGCCAAACAUACCUGCCGUGUCAGGCCAUAAUGUGAAAAUUGUCAUUUUUGCUUAAGGUUUUAUGCGACAGUCAACAUUCUGUGUAAAGGAAGAAACAUUUUUUGUAUGUUGUUUAUAAAAAUGGUUUCCUUAUUUUUUCUUUUCCUGUCUAUGGAAUGGGGCUCUGUAUUUUGCUCUUUUUUGACAUUUCUUGUGUAAUAUACCAUAUCAACCAUAUCUCUGAAAAAAUCAUUCAAAUAUG